This is a messenger RNA of Prorocentrum cordatum, 2511 nucleotides long. NCBI's taxonomy places the organism in Eukaryota, Dinophyceae, Prorocentrales, Prorocentraceae. The record is from the annotation of a GenBank genome assembly.
AUGGAUGCAGGCGACGGAGGCAAGACGGCCAAUACUGACGAGUCCCUCAAUUUCCCCGAGCUGGACCCUGAGGACGUGGCCCUCCUCACGCCUGAGCAGCAGACGGCCUACGAGGCAGCGCUGGCCAGGGCCAAGCAGGCCCAGGAGGUGUACAAGAACGCGCAGAGCAUCGGCCAGCAGGCGCAGGACGCGGCCAAGACGCUGCGGGAGUUGCGGGAGACUGCCAAGGGCGACGAAAAGCCAGUCGAGUCAAACCAGGACUUCACUGAUGUCAAGAACGUGGAGGCGUACAUCCAGCGCACGGCGUCCAUCGAGGUGCUGCAACGGCUGCUGCAGCGGGCGCGGGCAAGACGUCGGGUGGGUGACACGUCGUUCCGCCACAAUGCAGAUAGAGUUCCAUUUGGCCAACGGGAUCGAGUCUCAAUCUUCUUCGGGAACGUCACCAGCUGGAGCCUCAAGGUCAAGAAGUUCGUAGAGUCGGCGCCGUACGACCUCAUGGGGAUGGCAGAACACCACUUGUCCCAAGUCAGAGGCUACGUGGACAGCUGCUACGGCUACAGGCAGGGGGUCGAGGUCUCAUGUACUUCAGGAAAAGGUCGCAUGAUUGACUACGCGGUGGUGCCAGACAGCUUCCGUCCCUUUUUAUCCCAGGUGAUGCCAGUGCAGAAUUUGCCGUGGGGCCCUCACAUAGGCCUCAACAUCCUCAUCAGGUCUCGUCCCGCAUCGGUCUUCCUCCGUGUACCAGUGCUUCCAGUACCCUUGGUGAUUCCCGAUGGUGAGUCCAGGGUGCCCAAAGGCCUCAAGAGGUUCCAGAGGGACAGGGAGAAGCAUGCGAAGAUCCAGGACAUGCGAGACGAGAUGCACGUGUUGCAGCAGGGCGACCUGCUCAAUGACGACGAUGACGACCACUUGCUGGACGACCACUACGUCACCAAGCGGGCCCUGAGGUGCGAUGACCAGGAGUGGAUCCAGUACGUGUAUGAGGCCAGCGAGGACCUCGGUUACUCCUUCCCCCAGGCCGAGCCAGACGCGCAGAGAAGUGAGGCGUACAGAGCGGCCCCGCAUAUGUCUGAGGUUCUCGCGAGGCAGCAUGGCAUCUGGUCGAUGGCGGCGGAGGCGCAGUUGGCUGAUCUUUGUGAGGUUGAACUGCGACAGGGAGCCCGCCGAGGUAUGCCAGUGAAGUAUCAGUGGAGACGUGCUGUUGUUCAGAAGAAUGACUCGAAUUUCGGCCACUCCAGCGCCAACGCCCUCAGCAGCAGGUGGGCGAGUCUGCGCGCCAGGGUGCAGGAGCAGCUGGUGGCGCUAGGUCGCUUUCGUCAUUCGAGAUAUCGGCAGCGGGUUCAGGACAUCGUGACCAGCAUACUGGCCGAGCUGCGCAGAGAGCAUGAUAGACAUGGCCCAGUUCCAGAUGGCCAUGCUGAAGAUAUGACUGGGAAGUGGAGAGUUUUCAGAGAUGAUGAGCAGGUUCUUCGCCAGGGCGAGCGCAUUCGAGCAUGCACGGACUUCGCAGAGUGGCAGAACUUCGCGCUGAAGGUGCAGGCCCGCUCGAUCCGUCACGCCAGCCUGGCUUGGCAGCAGACGCGGAGCGAGAUUGGCAGCUGGGCGGUCAAGAGUGCGCAGGGCUCCACGAAGGGCGCUCACCGCUACCUGAAGAAGAACGAGCAGCGUGCCCUGGAUGAGACCUGCAUCGACACCGUUACUGGUGAGGUAUGUGACACGGUCCAGGGCACAACUGACGCCAGAGCGGCUUGCUGGGCAGCGCGGUGGACCUCCCAGCCACACCGCCUACCAGCAGUCCGUGCUGCCCUCGGUGCGCUGAGGACCCGUGCCCACGAGGACCUGGCCGACCGCACCUUCCACACUCGGGAGCAGCUGGUGGCCACGCUCAAGUCUUUCCCGAAGGGCACGGGCACGGGGCCAGAUCAGUGGAAGCCGGCACACAUCCUGGCCCUCUCGGACCAGGGGCAGGAGUCUCUCGUCACGCUCUUCAACAUGAUCGAGCGAGGGCUGGCAUGGCCGCACCAGCUGCUGCACAACUGGUUCGCGCUGCUGCCCAAGGGCGAGAAGCAGGAGCUGGGCAACGAGAGGGACAUCGGCCUCCUGCCGAUGCCCGUCAGGAUCUGGGGGCGUCUCACCAAGACCCCCCUGACGGAGUGGUGCGACAAACGGGCUGCGCACUGGGAUGCCGCGGCGAGAGGCAGCAGUGCGCUCCAGGCCGCCCUACUUACCAUGGUCCUGGAUGAGACUAGGGCACACAUAGGUCUCAACGAGCAGAGCAACUUUCUGGCAGAUGUUGAGAAGUUUUAUGACCACAUGGAUUUGGCUCAUAUGAUUCUGCAGGCUAUCGAACUUCAGUUUCCUGCGGUGGAGCUGUACCUCUGCUGCCUGGCGUAUCUAUCGCCUCGGACGGUCAAGGCCCAAGGGGCUUAUGCCGAGUCCAUCGUGCCGAACUGCUCCAUCGUGCCAGGCUGCGGGAAGGCCAACCAUUGUGCAAGAGUCUUCCUGUACUGA